CUCAACUAUGCAGUCAUUACCCUCGAAGCCGACAAGUAUGGCAAUGGGAUACAUCAGCAGACAGUCGCCGCGUCCGAUCUGCCCAUGUUUUUCAAACGAGCAAAUGUGUUGCAAAUUGUAUACGGUCCGCUCAUAUUCCUCACCAAGUUGUCCAUCCUGCUACUGUACCGUCGGGUACUCGCGCCAUUAGUCAAGCGCAAGACCCUGGUUUUUAUCCAGCUUACUAUCUGGCUGAACUUCGCCUUCUACCUAGCACUGACUCUGGUGAAGAUCUUGGAAUGCACGCCGAGAUCGAAGAUCUGGCAUAAAGACACACCGGGGCACUGCAUCAACGUCAAGCUACAGAUGAUAGCGACGUCAACCAUCAACAUGGCCUCAAAUUUUCUAAUCCUCCUUCUGCCUGUUUUCUGCAUACGACGACUGCAGUCGAGCCUCCGCCAGAAUAUGAUAAGCGCGGCUAUCGCAUUUGCGGUGGGGAUUUUUGCAUGCGUUUGCAGCAUCAUGCGCCUGGAAGUUGGUAUACGGAAUGAGACCACCAAUGACUGGACCCACGAUUGGUUUCCAGAGUUUCUGUGGACGUAUGAGCUCCUUCAUCUCCUUCUUCUUUCCCUUCUCCUCUCUACAUUCCCUUCCAGGCUAACCUCUCUGUCCAGUUCCGCAGAGGUCACAUCCGGGAUCGUCGUCAGCUGCCUACCCACCGUGUCUAUCCUCCUCCAAAGGCUCACCCUUGGAGCACAAGCCCCCGUCCCCGUCCCUAGUUGCGGCAACCGUAGUCCCAGCAGCGCCAUGGAGACAACCAUCCAUAACACCCCUCCGCUGAAGGUUGCUGAGGCAGCCCCCGAAAGAAGCUGGGAAAUGGGAGACCUUGAGCGUGAUGGCAACUCGGACCAUCCGUGUGUUUUCCAGGGAAACAGCUAUACCAUGAGUGAGGCCAGGGCUGAGGGGUCACCGGCGGAGCGAAUACGUGAAGGCAAUCAAGAGGGGAUUCUGAAGAUCGUCGAGGUAGAUGUGGAGUCAGGGCCAGGUCGAUAG
Molecule: messenger RNA, 1032 nt
Organism: Aspergillus campestris IBT 28561
Lineage: Eukaryota; Fungi; Ascomycota; Eurotiomycetes; Eurotiales; Aspergillaceae
Exons: 3
Source: RefSeq, a predicted model, not a curated record